Planococcus citri (citrus mealybug) is the source of this 680-nucleotide messenger RNA. It is a transcript of the gene mRpL49, whose product is annotated as mitochondrial ribosomal protein L49. Gene Ontology annotation, cellular component: mitochondrial large ribosomal subunit; ribosome. The transcript has 3 exons. Lineage: Eukaryota; Metazoa; Arthropoda; Insecta; Hemiptera; Pseudococcidae. Gene Ontology annotation, molecular function: structural constituent of ribosome. Bases 118 to 636 code for a protein of 172 amino acids. The record is from RefSeq and is a predicted model, not a curated record. Gene Ontology annotation, biological process: translation.
AGAAAAUUUUAUCAAAAUAAAAACUAAUAAAAACACGAAAAUUGAUAAUUUUUCCAAUUUCCACCGGAAAAUAGAAAAUUCGCCGGAGAAAUUAAUGAAAUUUGUACCAGUUUCAUCAUGUUGAACGUCUACAGAGGUCUUCUUGGUCUGCAAAGAAUAAAUACAACGAAUCUCAUUAGAAGAUGCGCUCACUUUGAUCCUAAAAUCAGUAAACCCGAUCUGGACAGCUUACCAUCGUACGAAGUAUCGAAAGACCCCAAAGAAUGGGAUUACGUGAAAAGGCUUCUACCACAGACUGAAAUCCCUGCCCCACCGACCGAAAUCAAGAAAUAUGCCAGCGGUUGGAAACCUCAAACAGUUAAACCUGGAGAGUAUCCGUAUUACAUCGAACGAACUAAGAAUCAUUGGUUGCCAGUUCACUUGAGAAUCGGCCAUAGAGGAAUGAAAAGGCGUACUGUACUUCGCAAGAUUAAUGGAGAUAUUCAUGCGUUGGCUGAUGAACUGUAUCCUUAUUUACAAGCCAAAGUACCGCACAAAAAGCUCGGUAUGAAAGUUAGUGAAAUCAUGGGCGAAAUCCGAUUUAUGGGAGAUUUCGUUAACGAUAUCAAAGUAUGGCUUGAAGAAAGGAAUUUCUAAUUGUUUUUUGUUAGAUUUAUUAUAAUAUAUUGUUUUCUUUGUAA